Solenopsis invicta (red fire ant) is the source of this 642-nucleotide messenger RNA. RefSeq lists its product as uncharacterized. The transcript has a single exon. Bases 1 to 642 code for a protein of 213 amino acids. Lineage: Eukaryota; Metazoa; Arthropoda; Insecta; Hymenoptera; Formicidae. The record is from RefSeq and is a predicted model, not a curated record.
AUGAAGGAAUGGGUGGAGUACUUUAAGGGACUGUUGGGAGGAGUAGAAAAGAGAGUAGUGGGAAGGACAAGAAGAGAAAAGAGAGAGGACGAAGGAAACAAAAAGGAGCUGUCAAAGAAGGAGAUAGAAAAGGCGAUAGGAAGGGCAAGAGAGGGGAAGGCAGCAGGGGGGGACGAGAUACCGGGCGAGGUGUGGAAGUAUGAAGAGGAAAGACUAGAGGAAGCUAUAUGGAAGAUAUGCGAUAGAGUAUGGAAGUGUGAGGAGUGGAUCGAAGACUGGAGUGAGGGUAUGAUAGUCCCGAUAAGGAAGAAGGGAGAGGGGAAAAAAGUGGAGGACUAUAGGGGAGUAACGCUGAUGCCGUCAUUAUAUAAGAUCUACGCAACGAUAGUAGCAGAUAGGGUGGAGGAGGAGAUUGAAGAGAGAAAUAAAGUGCCACAGAAUCAAACGGGGUUUAGAAAAGGAAUGGGAACAAUGGCUAAUAUAUAUGUGCUAAACUAUUUGGUGAACAGGCAGCUAAGCAAGGAGAGAGGUAAAUUAGUGGCCUUCUUUAUUGACUUGAAAGCCGCGUUUGAUUCUGUGGACAGAGAGGUGUUGGGAAGGACAAUGAGGGAGAGGGGAAUUAGCGAGGAGAUGGAGGUGUGA